Molecule: messenger RNA, 2895 nt
Organism: Tetrahymena thermophila SB210
Lineage: Eukaryota; Ciliophora; Oligohymenophorea; Hymenostomatida; Tetrahymenidae
Product: E1-E2 ATPase family protein
Exons: 3
Biological process (GO): copper ion homeostasis
Cellular component (GO): membrane
Molecular function (GO): copper ion binding; P-type divalent copper transporter activity; ATP hydrolysis activity
Source: RefSeq, a predicted model, not a curated record
AUGUCACAGGAUACAGACCUUGAGCAAGGAUCAAAGACUAUAUACUCAUAUGAAGCUUAACUCUCAGGUAUACGUUGCACAGGAUGUACUAAAAAGAUUUCUGAUAAUCUCAAAGAAUUCUCAAGCAUAAAGUCAUUCAAUAUUAAUGUUAUCGGUGAGAAGGGUCUAUUCCACUUUUAUGAUAAGGAAACUGCAUAAUUAGUGGAAUCAAAAAUCAAAUCUUUAGGCUUCAAAAUUCUGAAUGGAUUCUAAGAAAUCAUCUAAAAAACCGAUGCAGCUGAUACCACUCGCUAGAUACAUUUCUUAAAAAAGUAAAAAGAGCAAAUGGACAUAAAAAACUUAUAAAAAGUGAUCGAAAACUAAUUUGGAGGUAUACUUGAUGUCCAACAAAUUGGCUUAGAUAUUUUUAUGGUUAAAUAUAACUCUAAGGUUGUGAAAGGCCGUUAAAUUUAUGACUUUAUACUUUAAUAGUAUGAAGGGAAGCUAGAAGUUUACAACAAUUAUAUUUCUGGAUUUAAAAAGUAAAAUGUUAAAAAUGAGGUUCUAGAAAUUCGUGAUGUUAUCAUAGCACUUCUAGUUUGCAUUGUUUUUAUCGUUAUGGCUCUUAUUCUUCCCAUAUUUGAUUUCUUCGAAGAAGUUUAAGUUUAUCCUCUGAAAUUUAAUGUCAUAACCCUUUAUGUCAUAUUUUUGUUUUUACUAACUGUUUUUACUCUUUACUACUUUGGUAAAGGUCCUAUUUACAACUCAUUUGUUAACUUUAAGAAAUACAGAAUAAUGAAUAUGGAAACUCUUGUUGCUUUAGGAGCGCUGUCAGCGGCUAUUAUGAGCAUUUUCUUAAUAGUAAUUUACUUUAUAGAAUUAGAAGAUGAUUCUAAUAGUAUGAGCCAUAUGUCAGAACACGAAAAAUCAGAUCGUAAAAUGAAAAUUGAGGAUAUAGUUCACAUGUUAGAAACAGCUGCUCUAAUUUUAUCUAUUAUCACCAUAGGUAAAUACUUAGAAGGAUAAUCUAAGCGUUCAAUCAUUUAAAUGACUGAAAAACUUUUCCCUGAAGAAUAGCUCUUAGCUAACUUAAAUACCAAAUAUAUUGAACCUAAAAAUAAAAAAUUUGAUAUAGAUGUAGAAAAAUCUUAUGAUAUUUCUUAUAUAGAUAAAGAUGAUUUUAUCUUAGUAGAGGCUCCUUAUAAGCUUCUAACAGACAGUACAGUAGUACACAUUUACACUCCAACUUUAAAAGCCAUUGAUCAGGUUUGUUAUGGGUGGGAUGAUGCUUUUGAAGUUAAAAAAGGCUAAACAUUAAAGAGUGGAGCUGACAUUACUGAAGGUAAAGCUAUACUAUAAAUAAGCAACACUAUUGAAGAUAGUAUGCUAUUUUAAAUUAGCAAACAGUUGAAUAUUGCUUAAAAUAACUCUGAAUCAACUGAAAAUGGUAUUGCUGCGUUAUUCAAAAAAGUUUCUGAACACUUUGUGAAAGUAAUUAUUUUCAUCGCUUUUUUGAGUUUGAUAAUUUGGUGUAUACUGAUUGCUACAGAUUCCUACACUGUUGAUAAUUAUUGUGUUUGGUGCUUUCCUAUUGAAAGAUUCAUUUCCGUUUUAGUAGCUUCAUGUCCUUGUGCACUUGGAUUAGCAAUUCCAUCAGUAAUUGUAGUAACUUUGAAUAUGGCUAUGAAAAACUCUAUCUUGAUUAAAAAGAACUCCGUUUUUGAAAAAAUUAAAAAAGUUCAGGCAAUUAUUUUUGAUAAGACAGGUACUCUCUUUACAAAGGCCGAGAAAAUAGACUAUUUCCAUAACUACUCAAAUGGCGUUUAUUCUGAUUAAUCUUUAUGGUAGAUUAUUCAAAUCAUUGAAAAAGAUAUCAAGCAUCCUUUAGCUGAUCUUCUUUACUAAGAAUCUGUUGCUCGUGGCUGUAAUGUAUUUUAAGCAGAUUACAAGAUGGUAGAUAGACCCACAUUUGAUGGUAAAAAUGGUUUGUCAGCACUUCUAUAUGACACCAAAAGAAAUAGUGCCUCACUAGAAGUUAAAAUUGGAAACGUGAAACUUAUGACUUAAAGUUAAAUCACCAUCUAAGAAGAAAAUCAAUUAUAGAUAGAUGCAUAUUUAAAAUAAGGAUACACUGUCCUUCUAGUCUCCAUAAAUAAAUUGCUAAGCGCAUCUAUAGUGUUAGAUAAUUAAAACAAUUUAAGACCUGAAGCUAGAUAAGUUGUUGAUUAUCUUCAAAAGAAUUUAAAAAAAGAUAUUUAUAUUCUUAGUGGAGAUCAUAAAGACACAGUUUUAGAAGUUGGUAAAUAUUUAGGAAUCCCUGAAUAAAAUUUGAUUGGAGAAUGCGAUGCAAAGAGUAAGUAGUAACUUUUAAAAACGUUAAAGGAGAAAUAAAAUAAGGAGGUUAUGAUGAUCGGUGAUGGUUUAAAUGAUAUUCUUUCAUUAUAAGAAGCUUGUAUAGGUGUUUCAAUAAACGCUAAGUCAGAAUUAAACCUCAUGGCCAGUGAUAUUGUUGCUCUUAAUGAAAAUUUAUGGAAAAUUCCAUUUUUAUUUGAGCUUAUAAAAGUGGCUAAUAUUUUUAUUUAUUUAAAUCUUUGCUGGUCAUUUGCAUAUAAUGUAUUAAUGAUUCCUAUGGCUGCUGGUGUUUUUGAGCCUGUAGGAAUACAUGUAUCUCCCCUUAUAUCAAGUGCUUCGAUGAGUGGUAGUUCUAUAGUAGUGGUUUUAUUCAGUAAUCUACUUAGACUUUAUAGAUUUAAAGAACCAGCUGUUAAUAUUUAAAAAGUUGUUAAUAGCCCAAAAGAAAAAAUAAAUUUCAAUAAGAAUACUAGACAUGAUAAUGUUGCAUAGCCAGUCAUACAAACAAUAAUUACUUAAGCAACAUAAGAGAAUUAAGAUUUACUUAAAACUAACUAAAGUUGA